Meriones unguiculatus (Mongolian gerbil) is the source of this 2114-nucleotide messenger RNA. RefSeq names its product sperm motility kinase X-like. Lineage: Eukaryota; Metazoa; Chordata; Mammalia; Rodentia; Muridae. The record is from RefSeq and is a predicted model, not a curated record. Gene Ontology annotation, molecular function: protein serine/threonine kinase activity; tau-protein kinase activity; ATP binding. Gene Ontology annotation, biological process: protein phosphorylation; microtubule cytoskeleton organization; intracellular signal transduction. The transcript has 7 exons. Bases 895 to 1737 code for a protein of 280 amino acids. Gene Ontology annotation, cellular component: cytoplasm.
CCCGUCAAGCACGGUUGCAUUAAGGAGGACACCGUUCCCAGGGCACAAAGUUCAGGGCACAUCCAAACAGCACCCUGCCGUGAAGGAAAGGCCCUGCUCCCCAGGGCUGUCCACAGACUGUUUAACCACCGCUUCACAGAUCAGGACCAUGUACUUGGAGGCUCUGGGAGCUCCAAAGUCAAGUGAACAUGGGGACUUAACUGUGCGGCCUGAAACUGUAUAGCUUGACUAGUCCAGCUUGCUCACCACAGUGGACACACACAGCUUCUGAGGUCUCGAUCUUUAUGUGUCACAAUCUCUCGACAGGAGGAAGAUGGCGGUCUGCUGAAGAAGAAAUGGCCAACGGUAGACGCCUCUUACUAUGGUGGCCGUGGUGUUGGAGGCAUCAAAAGGAUGGAGGUACCUACUUCCGGCUGAAUGGUCUGGGCCUGACCCAGAAAGGCCGCCUCUCCCUGUGCUAACCCUGACCAACGUCCAGCAGGAGUCUGGAGUCACUGAGAAUGAAACCCCAACAGCCAGGAAGCCAAGCCCCAGAGGUGUUUUUAAAGGUCAGGAAGAAAACAGAAUACCUGCCUACGGCUCCUUCACCCACAGCUGAGAAGGAUGAUUUGCUGUGUGGACAAUUCAGAGCAGAAGCUCUUGGUUGGAGAGAGACUGGACUUCUGCACUCUUGACAGAUUAUACUCCCACUUUUACAAGCCGUUUUGACCACCAUACAAGCAGAAACUCUUGUUGUUGGAGAGCAACUGGCCUUCUGCGCUCUUGACAGAUUAUACUCGUAUUUUCACAAGCCGUUUUGAACACCAUAUACAGAAGCUCUUGUUGGAGAGCGACUGGACUUCUGCGCUCCGCUCCUGACACACAUACUUGGACUUACUAAGAACUUACUAUACAAUGUUUGGUUCUAGCCGCAUGAAGGAGGAGGGCCUGGCUCUGAAGCAGGGCGUGAAGGCCUGCUCCUCUGUGGAGGACCCCUUCAACACCUAUUAUAAGAUGAUGAGGACUCUGGGACACGGACAUUUUUCUGAAGUUAAAAUGGUGUUCCAUGUGCCCACUGUGACCUGUGUGGCUGUAAAAAUCCUUAGAGAUAAGAAGUACAACGCGAUUUUUAACAAUGAGAUCAGCAUUAUGAAAUCCCUGAACCAUCCAAAUAUCGUCAGGCUAUUUCACGUGUUGGAGACAGCAGAGACCACCUACCUGGUGAUGGAGCACGCCUCCGCCUCCGAGGGAGAGCUGCUGAGGCACAUCCUGGAACGGGGGCCUUUAGAGGAGAUUGAGGCCCAAAGGAUAUUCACGCAGAUCGCACGUGCUGUGGAUUACUGUCAUGAUAACCGAGUUGUCCACAGAGACAUUAAAGCCACGAACAUCCUGUUGGACUGCAGAGGGAACUCCAAACUGAUAGAUUUUAGUCUCGCUGUCAAAGUGACUCCUGGGCAGAAACUGCGGGGUUUCUGCGGCACUGGGCCCUAUUGUGCCCCAGAACUCUUUGCACAGCACGAAUAUGAAGCUUAUCCCGUUGAUGUGUGGUGUUUGGGGAUUCUACUCUUCCUCAUGGUGUCUGGACGUUACCCUUUCCAGGCCAGUUCGUUUGCAGGCAUGAAGAACAAGGUCACCUCGGGCAACCUUCAAAUUCCUCACCAGGUGUCCAUCAAUUUUUCCAAUGUCAUCAUUGAUCUACUGAGAAUCAAUCCCGGCAGGAGGCCCACCAUUUAUUCUAUAAAUAGAUUUAUACUAUAAUAGGCAAAGAAAUGUUUCCUCUAAUAGGGUGAAGCAAUUCUUUGCCUAUUAUACUAUAAAUAGGUUUAUAGUAUAAUAGGCAAAGAAAUGUUUCCUCUUACUAGAUAUAUAUGUAGGUUCCUUAUCAGUCUUAAUUUGUGAGGGUAUUUCCCAAAUUUCCACUAUUUCUAGGGAAUGUGCAAUUACACAAUCAGCCUUUUCAGCACUUAAACCAGGUGCCCAUUGAAACCCUGGGUAUACAUCUCUGGUAUGGAGUACAUACCUCUGUUUUCCAAAUUCUGCAAAAUAAAACACAUCCAUCUGCCAUGUUUCGCUGUUUUUGGUAUCCCUAAGCUUACUUCCAGCAGGUAAUGGAGUGUGGUUAUACAGAGGACAUG